AUUAUCUUUGAGAAGCAGUGGUUCUAUCUGGAUAAUGCUAUCGGACAUAUUUAUGGAACUACAUUUGAAGUAACCAGUGGUGGAAAUCUGCAGCCAAAGCAAGAGGUGGAAGAGACUACCACAGAAACAAAAGAAGCAGGUACAGAUAAUCGUAACAUAGUUGACGAUGGAAAGUCUCAAAAACUGACUCAUGAUGACAUAAAGGCUUUGAAGGACAAGGGUAUUAAAGGACAGGAAAUAGUUCAACAGUUAAUAGAGAACAGUACAACAUUCAGAGACAAAACAGAAUUUGCUCAAGAUAAAUACAUAAAGAAGAAGAAAAAAAAGUAUGAGGCAGUUAUUACAAUUGUAAAACCAUCCACUCGCAUUCUUUCAACAAUGUAUUAUGCAAGGGAACCUGGAAAAAUAAACCACUUGCGAUAUGACACCCUAGCUCAGAUGCUGACUCUAGGAAACAUCCGUGCUGGCAACAAGAUGAUUGUCAUGGAAACAUGUGCAGGCCUCGUGCUGGGUGCGGUGAUGGAACGAAUGGGAGGCUAUGGAUCCAUUAUUCAGAUGUAUCCAGGAGGGGGACCUGUUAGAGCUGCUACCAGUUGUUUUGGAUUUCCAAAACUUUUUUUCGAUAAUCUUCAUGAAUUUCCUCUCAGCAAAGUGGAUAGUCUCCUCUCUGGGACAUUUUCCACAGAGUCUCUGCCUUCAGAACCGGAAGAUAACACACUGAUGGAAGAAGAAAGCAAUGGAUUGACUGAUGAGAAGCAGACUUCCCUACAGGAAGCAGAAGAGGAACCUACUACUGAAGCAGCUAUGGAGAUCAACCAAACAGAAGAGCAAGAAACAAUGGACAUUAAUGCUGAAGAUGUAGAAUUUAAAGAGAACAAAGAAAAAGAAAAUAAAGAAAAUGUUCGGGAGAAGCAAAGAAAACAGUGGGAGAGAAGGAAAAAGCUAAUAGAAGCUGCUGCUUUGUUGAGAGAGAAGAAUGCUGAUGGCUUAAUCGUAGCCAGCAAGUUUCACCCCACUCCUUUACUGCUUUCCUUACUGGAAUUUGUUGCUCCUUCAAGGCCUUUUGUUGUCUACUGCCAGUAUAAAGAGCCAUUAUUAGAAUGUUACACAAAACUGAGGGAAAAAGGUGGUGUUAUUAACCUAAAGCUGUCUGAAACCUGGCUACGAAACUACCAGGUCUUACCAGAUCGAAGCCAUCCGAAACUGACUAUGAGUGGAGGUGGAGGGUACCUUCUAUCUGGUAUAACUGUGGUCUUGGAUAAGGGCAAAUCUGAUUCCAGUAAUUCAGAAGCACUGAAGGUGGAAGAGCCAUCAUCUAAAAGAUGCAAAGUUCAAGACCUUCAUUGUUAACAUUUGAAGAAUAGAUUUGUUUUUUAUAUCUCAGGAGUCCUACUGUUCGUAAAAUAACAAGUAUGCUUUCUGUGCUCUCGACAGCACAGAAAUUGUACCUGCCAUACAUCUGUUGGCAAAAAGCAGCAGAACUGUAUGGUAGGGAUGACUGUCUUGCUCUCUACCAGUUUACAUGAUCAGAAUGAG
Messenger RNA from Pterocles gutturalis (yellow-throated sandgrouse), 1536 nucleotides. RefSeq names its product tRNA methyltransferase 6 homolog (S. cerevisiae) (gene TRMT6). Gene Ontology annotation, biological process: tRNA methylation. The transcript has 10 exons. The coding region runs from base 379 to 1350 and encodes 323 amino acids. The record is from RefSeq and is a predicted model, not a curated record. Lineage: Eukaryota; Metazoa; Chordata; Aves; Pterocliformes; Pteroclidae. Gene Ontology annotation, cellular component: nucleus; tRNA (m1A) methyltransferase complex.